AUAGCCCUCAUUACCGAGAAUGGUAUUUACUAAUACUUAUAUUUAGUAUUUACCAUUAUUCGAUGCAGUUUGUUUACGAGUUCAUUUUGGAGGACGAAAGGAUAUUUACCGACUGCGAUAAACCGCCUCCAGGAUCUCAAAACAUGAAUGGCUUGUUCAAUUUCUCUGACGCGACCUUUGUCAUGAGUGAACAAGGCGUAUAUUUUGGCGGAAAUUUGACGACCUCGUGGAAUAUCCAAAAAGAGGACAUAAUUAAUGCAGCACUAAGCAUGCAGUAUUUUGACCGCGGAUCUUGGGUGCCGACCGUACUAAAUUUAUCCCCAAAGAAUGUGUGCAGAUCUUUUUUUGACGAAAGGCAAUAUUUACAUACUUUCUUUUUUAAAAACGUUGAAAAUGUUGCGGAAAUUAAGGAGAAAUGCGUUAACGUUCCAGGGACUGUUUUGGUAAUGAAACCAUCUUAUUUUGAAAUCAAAGUAGGCUUGAGUGUUUCACUGAAGCCUGGUCGUUAUAAGAUUGAAAUGAUAUUCACUGCUGUUGAUGAAAAGGGAGUUGAGCGAAGUAAUCAAAUAUGCUCUGCUAUUCGAGGAGAGAUGAAUAAGAUUAAAUAA
Drosophila takahashii is the source of this 608-nucleotide messenger RNA. NCBI's taxonomy places the organism in Eukaryota, Metazoa, Arthropoda, Insecta, Diptera, Drosophilidae. The record is from RefSeq and is a predicted model, not a curated record.